AUGGAUGAUCCCGAAGUAGCCAUACAUAGGCUGCAAGAGACGCCCGAAGAGCGAGCUGAACGAUUCCGAAACAAUUUACAAGAGCUUUGGACUGAGUUUUGGUACGAUCUGGUGAACCUGCUACCUGAACUGCCAACGCUUUUCUGCUCAUCUUCGAUAUCCGAUUCCCCAUCUCAUGAUCCUCCAAAAUUUCCAACAUACCUGUUCCGAGUGUAUGACGAGAAAAGCCGAGGAAUUAAUAACGAAAGUAUUUUCGCGUCCGGCGCAAGCCAAAAUACUCGGCCUAUUGACAGACAAGACUUGCUAUCCGUGGAAGGAUCCGGACCAGCGGAAGAACUUGCUCGGCAUUUAUCUUAUGACCGUAGUCGACCUACCAACCUCAUUUCCUGGACAAGCUCUCUGCUUUGUGCAAUUCAAUGUGCUAGAUGGAGAUGGGGUUAUCUUGGAUCAAUCCCAGAGAGGAUAUUCAUAUGCAUGGUGGACACGAGAAAGUUCUCACAAGACCAAUUCCGGAGAGAUGAAUGGUUAGUUGCUCACUUACAGGAACAGGCAGAAGGGCCAAAAACCUUUGAGAAUUUUUUUAAACACAGGCGAGACGGAUUCGACAAUGGAGAAUACUUGUCGCAAGGAGUGAUGUUCCACAAAGGCCGGUCUUGUAUCAUGUCACUGAAAGAUUUAUUCGAUUCUGGUCUCUGUGACCUUUAUCCUGCGUUUAGAGGACCGAGCAUUAAGUGGGCGUUGGUUGUGCGUAUGUUGCGCGAUCAUGGGAAAUUGCCGAGCGCUUUGACGGCCGGACAUGUUGCGACGGCGUUAAGGAUUGCAGAAGCCUGCUUUCGCCCUUUUCAACAACUCGAUGCUGUUAUAAUCAUUCUCACAAUGUGUGAACGGUCUUCUGUACAUGUCUCGCCGAGUACAUGGACCCCGCUGGAAGUUGAUCGAUGCUAUGCUGUGUUGGAGGUACUGUAUUCGGGCGACAGGUGGCUUGCUUUACGACGAGAUAAUGCCUUACGGUCUGACAAGCUCAUUGAUUUCCUGGAGGCGCAAAAGAUGAUGGGAAAGUAG
Molecule: messenger RNA, 1062 nt
Organism: Dissoconium aciculare CBS 342.82
Lineage: Eukaryota; Fungi; Ascomycota; Dothideomycetes; Mycosphaerellales; Dissoconiaceae
Exons: 1
Coding region: 1-1062 (353 amino acids)
Source: RefSeq, a predicted model, not a curated record